UGAUGAUUAUAAAAACAUGGCGUUUAAAAAAAUAUUUUUCCUCCUUACAUUUUUGGAAUUUUGCAGUAUUUAUAAUGCUCGGAAUACAGACAAUUUAGCACCCAAGAUGCAUGAUAUUCAUAGCUUUGAAAUGAUACAAGAUAAGAGUGCAAACGUUGGACCGUCGAGGAGAAGGAGAGAUUUAACUGAACUUCUUGAUCGACGAAAAAAAAUAACGAAAAGGGAUGCAGAUGAUGGAACUUGCCAAAAACAAGAAGAUAAAGUCCGCCAAACAUUGUCUGACCAGUCUGUUAUGAAAGAGUUUAUUAGAAAUAGUACAUUUGCUAAUGAAACCAAGUACAGUAUGGCCCUGUCAUGGGUUGAUGAGAAUAAAGGGAAAAUCCUAGUGGUAACAACAGAAGAAAACCAAUCCUUUUUUGGAACCUAUGCAAAACCUUCCACAGUAUAUUUAAGCCAAGAUGAUGGUAAAUCAUUUAAGAAUAUCUCAGAAAGAGUGGACAAUGCCUUCAUCAGAAAAACCAAUGGAGUCCAGAAGCACCCAUUGGACAGCAAUACAUUGUAUUUAGUGGCUUACAAGACGCCAGGUACGACGUCCUUGCUGUAUAUCACAAACAAUGGCGCAGACACGUUCCACAAGUACGAUUUGCCCUUCAUGCUGAGUAAAGAAAUUGUCUUCCAUCCAAAAAAUAAAGAAUUUAUGCUUGCCCAUGCUGACAAUACAAAGGGUCUUUAUCUCUCAAGAAGUGGUGGUGAAACUUGGAACAAAAUCCAUGACUUUGUCAUAGAUUUUAAAUGGGGUGUGGGGGAGAAUGAUGGUGAAGGGACGAUCUAUCUAACAACUGACCCUGGCAAACAGCAAAUGGUCCCCGGAAAUAUAUUUUCUCACUUUUUUGAGAGUAACGACAAUGAACUCAGGAAGAGCGUCGAUUACGGGGAUCACUGGGAAACUAUAAAAGAACAUGUUUAUACAUUCGGUCUCCAGGGGAAGUUUCUUUAUAGCUCUCGACGCGUCAAAGAUGAUAACCAGGCCAGGAUUAUGGAAGUUUCAACCGAUAGCGGAAAGACAUGGAAUGAGGCACAGUUACCGACCAUUGAUCAAGAUAGGUUUUAUUCCAUCUUGGAUAUGUCGGAGGACCUCAUCUUCAUGCAUGUGGACAAUCCAGGAGAUACGGGUCAUGGGACUCUAUACACAUCAGAUGCUACAGGGAUCAUAUUCUCCCAGAGCCUUGAGAAACACCUCUACCCCAACUAUAGAGACAUCACAGAUUUCUAUAAGGUUAACUCAAUGAGGGGUGUGUACCUUGCUAGUCAGAUGAGUGAUGACCAGUCAAUCCGCACAAUGAUCACAUUCAACAGAGGGGCUGAAUGGAAUCCUGUCAGACGUCCACAGGGAGCAGCUUGCCAUGAUGAGAGCAAGCCAUGUUACCUACAAAUUCACAACCAGUACAGCAUCUACAGAGGAGUGUUAGCCCAGUCUCCCCUGAGCAUCAGCAAUGCAGUAGGAAUCAUCAUUGUACAUGGUCAUGUUGCUGACUCACUACAGACAACAGAUCCAGAUGUAUUUGUAAGCAGUGAUGGAGGGUACAACUGGUAUAAGUCCCUUGAUGGACCCCAUCAUUACCAAAUUGCUGACCAUGGUGGACUCAUCGUAGCAGUACCUUCGAAAACAAAAACCCCAAAGGUUGUAAAGUUCUCUACUGAUGAGGGAAGAUGCUGGCACGAGUAUGAAUUUACGAAGGAGAACAUUGUUUUUACGGGAUUAUUGACGGAGCCGGGAAAUAAAGCUAUGAGCGUAGGAAUCUGGGGUUUCGGAGAGUUGGACAGAAAAUGGCGGGUCCAUGUUGUUGAUUUUACUAAAGUUAUCAAAGAUUCAUGUGGGGAUAAUGACUAUGAAGAAUGGGUAGCACAUAGUGAGAUGCACCAUGAACAAGACAGCAAAUUCCAUGGAUGUUUACUGGGCAAGAAGGAAGUUUUCAAAAGACUGAAGAAGGAUUCCAUGUGUAAAAAUGGCUAUACUCAUGAGGUUAACAAACAGGAAAGUACGUGUGAAUGUACAUAUGAUGAUUAUGAGUGUGACUUUGCAUAUAUUCGUAAAGAUGAUAAAUGUGUCAAAGAUCCCAAUUUUAAGCCUGGUGAAAGCAAAGUAUGCGUAGCAGGCCAUGAAGAAAAAAUUGUCACAUCAGGAUAUAGGAAGAUCCCUGGUGAUGUCUGUGUGGGGGGAACACAACCUGCAAAAGACAAAGAAAUAGAUCUGAAUGAACUCUGCAAUGAGGGUGACAAGACUGUAAUCAUUAAAGAAGAGCUCCCAAUGCCACAUUCUGGGCCUGAGGGACCAGAGAGUGUUGGACGUGGCGGUGGCACAGUGGCUGCAGUUGUCAUCAUUGUCAUAGUUCUGCUAAUUGUAAUUUUCCUCGUCAUACACUUCGGCAGGAAGUACAAUUUCUUCAAACGAAGGACUCCCAGUUACAGGUACUCCAUGCUGAAUCAGAGCCAAGAGGAGUAUGACUAUGACAAUGAACUGGAGAAUGCUCUGGCCAACACAACAUCAAGCGUCUGGAAUGACUCCGAUGAUGAUAUUUUGGGUGGAGGUGGAGCUUCAGGAAAAUCUCGAAGAAACUAUGACUCCGUCAACAAGCCUGGCCGUGACUCAUCAAGCAAAGUACCCAAGCCUGCAUUUAAACCUGGUCCCACCUCAAAAGAUCAAAAAGUGAAAUCCUAUCACGAUGACUCAGAUGAUGACUUGCUGGAGUAACUAAUCCUGAAAGAAGACAAAGAUACUGUAUUCCAAAACACAAAGUCCCAUGAACGCAAACUGGCAAAGAUGACUGUGAUAUUAUGCCAUGUACCAGAAUGUGUCAUAAGAACUCAGAUCUGUUCAUCAAAAUUGAAUAACGGAAUAGUUUGUGUGCUGAACAGCAUUUCGCAGAUCA
Molecule: messenger RNA, 2930 nt
Organism: Owenia fusiformis
Lineage: Eukaryota; Metazoa; Annelida; Polychaeta; Sabellida; Oweniidae
Source: the annotation of a GenBank genome assembly